CCAACCUCUCUCUCCUCCCACCCACAAGUUGGUUCCUCCUCAGUGUUGUGUGCGGCGAUAAGAGCAGAGACGAAAAGGGAAAGACGGCCUAAACAGCCCUUCUCUCUCAAGAUUCUGCCUUUUUUUUGGUUGUUGCUGCUGCAUUUUCUGAUCCUGCAGGUUCACUCUCUCUUGCGACUACAAUGCUCCACCUGAUUUCGCGGCGCAUGGGCAGCCUGGUGGCCAGGCGCGCGACAGCGGCCCUUACCAGCAGCAGCGUGAGGAUGUCGAGCCACGAGGUGUCAGGGGCAGCGGACAUGUCUCGGCCGAUGUACUGUGACCGUCUGGACACCCCUCUGCCCGACAGACCCUACAAAGAAGAACUGACAGCUGCUGACAAGAGCCUGAAACAGAAGGAGAAGGGGCCCUGGAACCAGAUGACCAACGAGGAGAAGAUCGCCUUGUACCGGCUCAUGUUCUGCCAGACCUACCCAGAGAUGAGGCAGACGAACGUUGAGUGGAAGACCGUCAUUGGGACUUUCUUCAUCUUUUUGGGCUUUACCGGCCUGAUAGUCUGGUGGCAGAAAGUCUACGUCUACCCUCCAGCUCCACUGACCUUUGAGGCCGAGUGGCAGGCCAAGCAGCUCCAGAGAAUGCUGGACAUGAGGAUCAACCCCAUCGAGGGCUUCUCCGCCAAGUGGGACUACGAGAAGGGCCAGUGGAAGUAAAGAGGGACGGCUGCAGCCCAGACGGCGCAGAGUCCGGACCUGUCUCCCCUCAGGUUAUUGAUGUGAAGCCGCAGUUGAAGUCAGUCUCAAUUUGAAUGUUGUGUUGUAACUGAUCGAACCACUAGAAGGAUGGCGCUCAUUCAUUGUCAAUAUCCUGAGGGGUCGUGAUACUCUGUGCCACCUCCGGCUCUCAGCUUAGGGGCCUCCUCUCCAACCACUGCUGCUUUCUGUCACGGUCCGUCCUGUUGAGAGCUUAUAUUAAUAAAGUUUUCCCUAUG
Molecule: messenger RNA, 985 nt
Organism: Anoplopoma fimbria (sablefish)
Lineage: Eukaryota; Metazoa; Chordata; Actinopteri; Perciformes; Anoplopomatidae
Product: cytochrome c oxidase subunit 4 isoform 2, mitochondrial
Exons: 5
Coding region: 183-707 (174 amino acids)
Biological process (GO): mitochondrial electron transport, cytochrome c to oxygen
Source: RefSeq, a predicted model, not a curated record